Tympanuchus pallidicinctus (lesser prairie-chicken) is the source of this 4573-nucleotide messenger RNA. RefSeq names its product suppressor of cytokine signaling 1-like. Gene Ontology annotation, molecular function: 1-phosphatidylinositol-3-kinase regulator activity. The coding region runs from base 3175 to 3813 and encodes 212 amino acids. Gene Ontology annotation, cellular component: phosphatidylinositol 3-kinase complex. The transcript has 4 exons. The record is from RefSeq and is a predicted model, not a curated record. Gene Ontology annotation, biological process: phosphatidylinositol phosphate biosynthetic process. NCBI's taxonomy places the organism in Eukaryota, Metazoa, Chordata, Aves, Galliformes, Phasianidae.
UUCUUCUGGCUCGAAGAAGCCCGGAGGCAGCCGGGGCCGGGAGAGGGGCGUGCGGUCCGACGGAGAUCGGGACGAGAGGCUCUCCGCGCUUCUUCGCCCGCCGCUGCACCGCGUUCCGCGCAGCGAUGCGGGGUCGGGCGGACCGCCCCGCACCUGCGCUCCUCUGCACGCGCUGCCGGUGCUGCCGGCGCUGCCCCGCUCGGCGCUCCUGUAGGGUCGGCUCUUCGCCUCUUCCCAGCUGUGGGUGCCCUUUCGGAGAGUUUUUGUGCAAGCUCAGCCUGUGCUCCUCUUAGGAUUUCUCCCUCCCCACACUUCGGUUUUUUUUUGUUUUAUUUUUUUUUAAAUUAUUUUUAUUUUUUAUUUCUUUAAUUUAAGCUUGGAAACGGGAUCUGAACAAACCCUGAAGGUAACCGAGAGGAACUCGAGAAUGUUAAAUUUGUAUCUGUGGCUGGUUGUUUUUGUUUGUUUGUUUGUUUUUUUGUUUUUUUGUCUGUUGAUAUGAGGGAAGGAUGGGAAUGCGGCUCGACCAUUGUUUUGGGAAGUUUGGGGUAAAGAGCACAUCUGCAGGCUGUGCUCUACCUGUAACUCUCCAGGUCGGGGCUGUGUGGUCCCAGCAGCGGAGUUUGCAUUCAGAGAAUGUCAAUGCAAAACCCAGCCACAUGCUGACCGUGCUUAAUUCUGCAAAACGGGGUGGGAUGAGAAGCAGCUGCAGCUUCCUGAUGCUUCGUUUGGUGGUGACCGGGCGGGCCCUCGUGGGGCCGUGCAGCCCUGUUUCAUUCUCUAAGCAGCCAUCGCACAGCCUGUGGAGUUUCAGCAGACUGCAGCCAUGUGCUUGAGAUGAUGCUCGUGCCCAGGCUGCAGUGAGCCACAGGUAAACUACCUAUGGGUGUAAGGGAGCACAGGGGCGCUGUGGGCUGGUGCAGCCCCCCCGGCCUCUGUUUGCAGAGGGCUGAGUUAGGUUUCCAGAUGACAGCUUUGAAUACCAGCUGGUGCCUCCGUCUGUAAUCCAGCUGGAAUGCCUCUGGAGCUGGUGGGCAGUCCGUGCAAUGGUAGAUUCCUUGCUGCUGUCACUAAUGCUGUGGUUGUGUUGCUGAGAAACAAACGGGAGAGGUUUCUUCCCUGGCUUCUCCUCUCUGUCCCUGCUGGAGCUUCAUUCUUCUUUCUUCAGUUCAGCAAGGUGUUCCCGUAGGGCAUCCAUUGGUCUCAAUGAGAGGCUGAUGCAGAAUGGGGCUGCCCAUGCCUCAAAGCCCAUGGUGUGGUUCAAUGGGAGUGUGUGUGGUUGUAGGGGGCGGUGGGUUUUGUAAGCCAGGUGUUAAGUGUGUGUGAUGUUGGAGGCAUGGUGUGUUUGUUGCAAAGAAGGCAACUAAUUGUUACUUUAAUUACAUCCCUGCUGGUGUGUACUGAGAAGCAGGAACUGAAGACAGGCAUGGUACCAGCUUACCUCCUGACACUGUCUGGCCUUCCACUUGGCAUCCGUGCAUGGCCUCCAGCCCCACUGAGGCACUCAUUAGCUGAGCGUUUUGCUGGCCUUGGCCUCAGUGCCUUUACCCAAGCAGGUCAGUGGUGCUUGGGGCAGCAGGACUCGGUGGCUUUGCAUUAGGGAAUGAGCAGUCAGAACGAGCCAGGUGAAGUUCAUUUCCCCCAUGACCAAGUGCAAGAUUUCAUGUUAAGAUGGAGAAGCGAGGUGUUGAAUGCCCUAUAUUUUAGCCCCUGGGAAUCUCAGGCUGGGCUCAGCAGUUAGCUAAUAGUACAGCAAUAUCGACUCAGCUUUAGUAAAAAGGCUAAAUGUUGGUUUCCGUGUUGUCUUUGGAGCCCUUAGAGCUGCCCCUUAUUUUCGUCCUCUUCAGUGGAGAAAUGAAAAGGCCUGUGUGCACUUCACAGGAAAUGAAUGUCUGAUACACGCUUGCAGGCUGCUCAUUUCCAAGAACUGCUCUCAAGGUAUUUUGAUAAUGCACAUUCUCUCUGCCUUCUCCCUUCCUGCUCCCCUCAUGCUCUCUGUGCUGCUAUGUGUUCACAGAUGUGUGUGAGCCCAAGGUGGGCUGUGCUGGUACUGGGCUCAAGCACAGGCGUGGGGCUGCGGGAGCUCAGCGUUGGCACUGCCUGAGAUCGCAGGCAAAGCCACACGGGGCUGGCAGCGCUCAGCUGCCUUUGUCUGAGCACCCCCUGCAAAUGCUGAAGGAAAACGUUGACUUGGGUAACAGUCCUUGUGGCUCUGCAGCUCAGCAAUGCUGCGUGUCUGCUACCUUAGUUUCUCGGGAGCAAACUUGGGCUUAGGGAGGUCUGUGCCUUUGGCUGGGCUGCCUGUAGCUGCGUGUAAAGUUGGAGCAGUUUUGAAAGGCAGUGCUUAAUACGAAUGUUAAAACAAGCCCUUUGCUGCUGGAUUCCUCUGCUGGAGCAUGGAGGGGUGGGUGCUUCACAGUGAUGGAGCAGAGAAGUUUGAGAAAGAAGAGAAAUGAAUGCUCUCAGAUCAGCUCUCUCACUUUCCCCAGCAGCAUUUUAACAUGUGUGUGAUUGGAGUUUUUCCCUUUUAUGAGUUUUAGAAUUACUUACUUUUCAAUCUCGGUUACCUUUGAACUUCCUCUCUUCUCGUUUUAUGAAAGAGCAUAAAAAGAGCAGCCUGAUUACAGGGGUGUUCCUGCUGCACCCCCUGCGUCUCUCUGCUCCAUCUGAAAGCUUGCAGGUGGCUUCCUACCAUCCAUCCUCAGGCCCAUCCCCGUUGUCUCAAUUCUGCCUUUGUAUUUCAGGUGUGCCAGGUGGUGGCAUUGCAAUCACCUUCCCACCCUGAGUAUGGUCCGCUGCACCCCACUGACUUCCCACUGUUUCAGUUUUCCACAUCUCUUCUGAUCACUCCCUGCAGCCCUGCAGGAUGGAUGCACUUUCUGGGAAAGCUCUGCAAAAACUCAGCAUUGCUGCAUCAAGGCUCCUGACUUGGGACCAGUUGCAGGCCUGAUAUCUAGCAGCUCUUCCCUAUGGACAGUAAAUUUCAGGAGACUCAAGACCACUCUGAAAAGCCCCUGGCCAUCCAAAAGAGGGAAAUCACAAAAUAAUGAGAUCUGCUAGAUACAAGCCAGCCUAAAGGAUGUGCUGAGAAGCCCCUAGAUGUGAGAUGCUGGAGGCGACAGAGAAAGCAUGGUAAAUGCAGCGUCUCCCUGGGAUCCAUGGGCUCUUUGAGAGAUGAUCAGAGGGAGGCCAGAUGAUCUGCAAAACACACGCACCACUGUUGCUUGUCUGCAAAGGCAGCAUCGGAGCGUUCUCCCCAGCCCCGCACCGCCUGGCCUGCCCGAUCGCUUCCGGAUGUUUCGCAGUUGCGAGUGGGAGGUCCUGGAGCGAUCCCUCAACAUCCUUCAGGCCAGUGACUUCUACUGGGGCCCGCUGUCCGUUGGGGAGGCCCAUGCCAAGCUGCAGCGGGAGCCCGUCGGCACCUACCUGGUGCGAGACAGCUCGCAGGGGAAUUGCUUGUUCAGCCUGAGCGUGCGGAUGCCGACUGGGCCCGUCAGCCUCCGCAUCUCUUUCCAAGAGGGCUAUUUCCGUCUGAAGAACUGGUUUUCGGACUGCGUGGUCCGGCUGCUGGAGCUGGUGGUGGCGGGGACCCGCAACAACCCCUUGCACUUUGAUGAGAUGGGGGGAACUCCUCUGGUCUUUUCCGAGCCAUUGUGCCGGAGCCGCCGGACUGUGCCCACGCUGCGAGAACUGUGCCAGCGGCACCUGCCUGCUCCCGCCGCUGCCAUGCGGACGUGCCCACGGGAGGCGGCGGUGUCACCCCUGGAUGGGAGAGUGGUCCCCAGCCCCUCUGCAACUGGCACUAGGAGAUGAUGCUGGGUAUUUGGAGGCGAAGGGUUGCACACGGCCAUGCUGGAGGGGCAGGGUGCCUGCACCCACUGGCUGCAAAAGCUGUGUCUUCAAACAAGCACAACAUGCUUGACCUUCCCCCAUAUGGCUGGGGUGAAGCCAAGCCUGAAGAACAGCUCUUCCCACCCCCAAGUCCUGCUCUUGGCUCCGUUCAUGACUAAUAAGCUUGAGAACAGGGCGAGCUGCCUGUCCCAGGUCAGCUCCACUACCCAAAGUGCCUAAGCUAGUUUAUGCUGCCAGUGUGCCUUCGUGAAGCCAUAUGGCCCCACAGUGCUGCAUCCUGGGUAUUGGUGGGCACGGGCCACAAGCUAACCGGAGGCCACAUGUUAACAGGAGUCCACGUAUCUGUGCCUGAGCACAAAUGCAAAAUCUGCCCCUUCAGAGAUCAGCACUUUUGGGGAAAAAACAUUGCAGCCGUGUACAAUAUGUGCAGCUUGAGUGGCUUCUGCAUUGCUUUAUUUGAACAGGUUUUUGGGAGUGCAGAUGAGUUACUUUAUACUACGGGCAUCGUGCUCCUGAGAGGCAGGUCUGAGGUCGGUUCUGCCCUGCAGGGUGUGAGCAGACCCAGUCCAGAGCCUCUUAUCCUCAUCUGAUAGUAUGCUGCUGCCACCUAUGGGCUACAAAAAGGUGUUUUGUCUUGCCUCAAGAAGAGGCAAAGAAUUUUUUAUACAACUCCUAAAUUUUAAUAAACAUGUUUUUAUACUUAUUUUUAAAAGCCAACAGA